Histoplasma capsulatum G186AR is the source of this 1368-nucleotide messenger RNA. RefSeq lists its product as uncharacterized. The transcript is spliced from 3 exons. The record is from RefSeq and is a predicted model, not a curated record. NCBI's taxonomy places the organism in Eukaryota, Fungi, Ascomycota, Eurotiomycetes, Onygenales, Ajellomycetaceae. The coding region runs from base 1 to 1368 and encodes 455 amino acids.
AUGACCCUCUCACGAACUGCCACCAGCCGAUCCAACCACAGCCGGCACUCGAUAAAAAGCUCUCAUUCCCAUCCCAAGUCACACUCACAGUUACAAUCGCAGGAACUUCCCCCAGUCACCAAGACUGAGUCGUUCGAAGCGGCUGCUGCAAAGGCCAGCAAGGGAGAGGACAGUGAAGGUCCAGAUCCGCUGCUGGGUUUCCUAAACCACCUAUCACCGCAGCAGUCGGAAGCGCUGACAAGCUUCAAAUUGGUCUUGAAGGAGGAACAACUAUAUACCGAAGCGCAUGGUGGAGCUCGUGCCAGCCAUGAUGAUUCUACUUUGCUGGUGACUGACGUCUACCUUCUUUGUCUUUUUAUCCAGUAUCCUCAAUGGACCGGCCGGCGAGAUCGUCGCGGGAUCCCCAUAUACGUUUACGUGAUAAAGGACCUAAACAGCAAGAACAUGGCAGCCUACUCGUCCAGUGCCUCAGCGGGCAAGACAUCUGCAACCCACACCUCCUCCAAAGUACUCCCACGAUUACUCCGUCUCUUUGCCCUGUACGAGAACAUGACCCAGUUUGUGCUACCGUUGUGCAGUGAUCUGGGGCGUCCCCACCCUGAGACUCCAGUUGUGAACACGACGAAUAUCGUGGACAUUUCAGGGGUGGGACUGAAGCAGUUUUGGAAUUUGAAGGGUCAUAUGCAGGAUGCGAGUGCCUUGGCGACAGCGCAUUAUCCGGAGACUUUGGAUAGGAUAUUUAUAAUCGGAGCCCCCGUCUUCUUUCCCACCGUCUGGGGCUGGAUCAAGCGCUGGUUCGACCCUGUGACAACGUCAAAGAUCUUCAUCCUGUCCGCAUCCGAAGUGAAAUCCACCCUCAGCACCUUCAUGGAACCCUGCAACAUCCCAAAGCAGUUCGGUGGCGAGCUGGACUGGAAUUGGGGUGACAUGCCGUCACUCGAUGAGCCGGCGAAAGAACUUGCAGGCAUCUUGACACGCGUUGGAGAACGGGGUGUAAACGAUGUCUCCGCCACAGACCUCACCACGCCCGCCAUCGGGGAUACAAGGAGGGAUUUCGUCAAGGGACCUGUCGUGUGGAAUAACGAAACUGCGGAGAUUAUGGGGAGUGUGGAUGGGGCAGAUCGGAGGAGGGCUAUCACUCUUCCGAAGAAGGAACAUAGCCAGGGUGAUGACGGUUUUGGAGCUGGAGCUACAGGUGUUGAAGCGCUUGCUGAGAAAGAGAGAGUGGUGAAUGGUGAUGGGGGCGGAGCAAACACAGAUUCGGCCACCGCGGCGGGCCUUGCUUCUGUGGAAGUGGACAAUGAAAAGGUUCCUGAACCGGCGUCUGCACCGUCUAAUAAAGUUUCGCCAACAGCUACAACUGCGUGA